AUGAAAAGACUCAUGAUUUCAGUGAUUCUAGUAGCUUUUCUAUUUAACUGUGGUGUUGACGCAAGGGAGAUCGAGGACGCUAUCAUUGCAAACCUUAUUGAGCGCCUCGAUGCAAAGGAUGCCAUCAUUGAAGAACUUGUUGGAAGAGUCGAACGCCUUGAGAAAACAAAUAUGAAACAGGCCGAGAUAAAUGUAGACUUAGAACGAAGACUGCAACAACUGACUAUUUCGACGCAACAGAAAGACUCCCAGAAAAAUACAAUCACUGAAUCUGACAAGCAAAAUGACUCGCUUCAAGCGCAAAAUGAAACAGACAGAGGAGGCGAUGACAAUAUGGAAUACACUAGCGGGAUAGUUCAUAAACACAAACGUGUAUCUAUUGAUGAUCCUUACAUUUCAAGAUACAGGCGACACGCUAAUACAAGAGCAAUAGCUUUUUUCGCGACGCUAACCAAUGACUCCGAACACCUCGGUGCUGGUGAAAAUAUUAACUUCGACAAUGCCAUAACAAACGUUGGAAGCGCUUAUCACCAAGGAGUCUUUAUAGCGCCCAUCAACGGUAUCUAUGUGUUUUCCGCAACGUUAUUUUCCUAUCCGAAUACUGCUGAUCGCUUAAAAUGGAUGAAAAAUGGUCAGAUGCUUUGCCAACUGUACGUGCACAAUUCAGGCUACGAUACCUCCGGCAGCACGAUUGUGGUUGAACUGAACACCGGUGAUGACAUUUCCAUUCAAAAUAUCGAUGCCGACACCAAAAUUCUUGGGCAUCACUACACAUUUUUCUCCGGAUUUCUUCUUAAGGAAACAGAAGCCGGGAGUGUUAUCGGAUAA
Mya arenaria is the source of this 828-nucleotide messenger RNA. RefSeq lists its product as uncharacterized. The transcript has a single exon. The record is from RefSeq and is a predicted model, not a curated record. NCBI's taxonomy places the organism in Eukaryota, Metazoa, Mollusca, Bivalvia, Myida, Myidae. The coding region runs from base 1 to 828 and encodes 275 amino acids. Gene Ontology annotation, molecular function: protein binding.